AACACUUUCACUUUCACACUCUUAGUAGGGUUCUAAAUAACAAAAAUGAUAAUAUGUAGAAUAUUCUCCAAUAUGAUUUCCUUCUAAUCUUGUGAGAGAAGCAUGGUUGAUAUGCUUGGCAGGGUUGGGAUCACCUGUGGUUAGACAGCCAGCAUGCAAUGGAUGGAGUCUGAGCCCUUAACUCCUAGUGUUUUUUGGUCUUUAUUGUCAUCACCAUUUUGGUACCAAGUACAGUUUCAUAUAACCAGCAAAAUAUAUAGCCUGAAUGUUGAAGCUCCCCUAACUUUGUCCGUAUCACUUCCAUAAGAACUCUAGAGCUCUCCAGGUCCCAGAGACUCAGCACCACAGCACACAGCCUCCUGUGUCUUACCAAACAUGGGCUAGUUAUUUCCUAUACGUCAAGCACAUUCCCUGCCCUUUUGAUCAGGCUCAGGAGGUUAAAGGAAACAUUUCUGCUUUUAAUGUUUAGUUACUGCCAGUCUCUGCAUCUCAUUCUUUUAAGUCUUUGAGUUUCCAUUGAUGUUUUGGCCUAAAUCCAGAGUCAUAUGGUGUUCCUAUUAGUAAACUGAAAGCUGAGUCUGCCAAACAUGUUUAUUUCUCCUUCAGAGCAAAUGUGGGUAGGAUGAAAACCACUCCAUGUUAUACUUACAUGUUACUCAUUAACUGGCUUCAAAAAAAAAAAAAAAGAAAAAAUCACCUCAGCUAGAUUAGGAGUCAUGUGAAGAAAGAGCUUCCUGCAAUGCAGAAACCGAACAAGGCUGAAUUUUCACAUUAUUGGGGAGCUUGAAAAAUGAGCCCUUGAGUUUACUUCUUGAGUUGGCGACUGACAAGUGUACAAUGGUGAAGAAAAGGCUCUCACCAAGCAAUGACACGAUGUUCUGGUCUGAGACUCCAGGCAGCCCAGGCAAGUCGGGUUCAGAGGCCCACAGCAGCGUUCCUGACAGCCCCGGCGCGGUGUUUCUCAGCUCAGAGGCUGAGAAUGGUGUGGAGGAGAAGAAGAAGGUAUGCAGGUCGCCAGCAGCACUGUCUCCCACCCCGUCCAGCGAGGCCGAGUCCCAGGACCAGAAGAGAACCAUUUCCAUGCGGUCAAAAUCCAGUUUCGAUGGUGCCCCUUUAGCAAAUGAGAAAAGCGACUGUAAAACAGAAAGCAAGAAUGACUCUAAGAUUGAAAGGAAAAAGUCCUCAUCUUCAAGCCAGGACAAAGCAAACAUGCACUUCCACAAACUCUUUCUAGAUGUCCCCACGGAGGAACCCCUGAGACAAAGUUUUACGUGUGCUCUACAGAAAGAAAUAUUAUACCAAGGGAAGCUCUUUGUAUCGGAAAACUGGAUUUGUUUUCAUUCCAAGGUCUUUGGAAAAGACACUAAGAUCUCGAUUCCAGCUUUCUCAGUAACCUUGAUAAAGAAAACCAAAACUGCCCUCCUGGUGCCAAAUGCCCUGAUUAUAGCGACAGUCACAGACAGGUACAUAUUUGUCUCCUUACUCUCCAGAGAUUCAACUUACAAACUACUGAAAUCUGUGUGUGGACAUUUAGAAAAUACAGGUAUUGGCAAUGGUCCCAGUCCAUCUUCUCUUGAAAACAGUUUCCGGGCAGACCGCCCUUCAUCUCUGCCUCUGGAUUUCAAUGAUGAAUUCUCAGAUCUGGAUGGAGUGGUACAACAAAGAAGGCAAGACAUGGAAGGAUACAGUAGUUCUGGAUCUCAGACCCCUGAAUCUGAGAACUCUCGAGAUUUCCAUGUGACAGAAUCCCAGACAGUUCUGAAUGUCUCCAAGGGAGAAACAAAACCAACUCGGGCAGAUCCCCUUGUGAACAGAGUACCUGAGGGAAAAGCCAAGAGUCUCCCUGGGCAUGCAGGUCAGUCAGAAACCACUGGACUCAUACCCAGAGUAAAGUCUGAGAAGUGGCCAACUCUCCACCAUAUUCUUAUAUUCUAUGCAGUUGUUGUCUGUGCACUGAUCAUCUCGACCUUCUACAUGAGAUACAGAAUUAAUACUCUGGAGGAGCAGCUGGGGUCACUAACCUCCACUGUGGACACCCAUCAGACUGAGUAAGACAGUCCCUCCAGUGCUGUCUUCUGCUUGCUUUUCACAUUAGUGUAAUGUUUGACCUGAGCAUGGCAUCCUUCUGGCAAGCAUUAAUUGAGGAUACAUUCUGUAUGAGACAUUUUGCUAAGUAUGCCUAUAGAAAAUAAAGAGGUAGGUGGGCCCUGGAGAGAAAAAUGAAUGACCUGAUGCUGCAUGUUUUCGAGUUGCUAUACUGUUGGCAGUGAGAAGGCAAGACACAAGCCUAAUUUUACAUUAUCUUGUUCUCUCAUCCUAAGCUCCGUUGUGACCUUAGCCCAUUUAUUAAAAUAUUCAAGUUUAUCUUCGUAAAAUGGCAGUGAGUCAAGUGAUUCAUAAAAAAAGAAGCAAUUCAAGAAACAGCACAUUUCAUCAUUUAUAGCUCUUUAUAGGAACUCACUUAUUUACAAAACUCUUGACCACUAUAAGAUCUAUGUGACCAGUAAUUAGCUGAAUGUGUCUGUAAAGAUUUUCUACCACAGUAUUUUUAAUAGGCCCCAACUAAUUAAAUCUGUUGACACAGGGGUCUUUCCUAUAAACCCAUUUACGUGAGGAUUUUGACACAUUCCCUAAAAAGUAAAAUAAAGCAUACUGCUAGCUGUAGUUUUAAAAGUAGAGAUAUUUCUUUAUAGCAUAUGUACCAUGUGCUAGAGACACUGUUGUAAUUCAUAGUUUCACACACCAACAAUGUUCUCUCAUUAUGUCUUCACCAUAACCCUGUAAGAUAGGUGUUAUUCCCUCCUUUACAGAUGAGAAAACUGAGACUGAGAGAAAUAGUUUGAAAAAAAAAAAAAACAAACAGAAUCAGGAUUCAGGUCUUUAUGACCAUAGAAACUUAGUGUACCAGUGGUUCCUUGCAUGUAAGGAAUAGCCGAGAAGUGAGUCAGUGUAUUUUCAUUGUGUAUCAGAAUCAUCUGGACAGCUUAUCAACAUAGACUGCAGGGCGCAUUCUCCAAGCUUCUGGUGCUGGUCUGGGGUCUACACUUUAAGAACUAUUAUGCUAUACCAUUCUGGGGCCUUUCUUGACAGUUACCUAAAAGUUUUGUUCUAUGGCUUAUGUGUAUGCUGUUACACAGAUUAUUUUUUUACCAUGAACAUAUUUGAACCAAUAAUAAGAAGUCUAAUGAAUGGUUUGGGAUAGAUUUAUACCCUGCCCUUACUCUCUCCCAUGUUGUUCAGAAUGUUAAUAAUACACCUAGAGCUAGGAGGUGAGUCUACAUUACUGUAAACUAUUAAUAUUAGUUCACUAUCAUAUAAGUGAUAUAAGUGAUUUUAUUAGGGAAAUGUACCUCCUGUCCUGUUAUCAUUUAAUUAACUUGGUGACAAUGAGAGGGAAAUUCUAUUAAUGAAAGUCAAAUGGAAUAUUUACUCUACUAUUUAGGUAGUCAACCCAAGAGGAGGUAACAAUCUGAAAAACAAUCAUUUAAAAGGAAAAUCACAGAGGUCACAUAUGACAUGAGGUCAGGGAACAUCUAUGAUGGGAAAGUCUGUUAAUAGAGUAAUCUAACAGAACCUGAAUUUCCUCUUAUCUUACUUCAUCCAGGGUCAUCCAUCCAUGCUGCCCAGGUAGCUAAAUCCACACUUGUAAUCUGCUUUCGUUGGUACAGAACCAUUUUUUUAAUAUAUACAUUGUGCUAGCUUUGUUAGUGGGUCCACAUCCUGUGGACUGUCAGAAUUUCACGUGGAUAAAUCAGUACCUUGAGUCUCAGAUCCCUCGUUUAGAAGCUGAAAGAUUUCACCAGGUACGUCCUUGGUGGUCCAGUGGCUAACAUUCCACACUCCCAAUGCAGGGGACUGGAUUCGGCCCCUAGUCAAGGAACUA
Molecule: messenger RNA, 3883 nt
Organism: Odocoileus virginianus texanus
Lineage: Eukaryota; Metazoa; Chordata; Mammalia; Artiodactyla; Cervidae
Source: RefSeq, a predicted model, not a curated record